This is a messenger RNA of Diaporthe citri, 843 nucleotides long. RefSeq lists its product as uncharacterized. The record is from RefSeq and is a predicted model, not a curated record. Bases 1 to 843 code for a protein of 280 amino acids. The transcript has a single exon. Lineage: Eukaryota; Fungi; Ascomycota; Sordariomycetes; Diaporthales; Diaporthaceae.
AUGCAGACGCCGCCCCAGUUCUCAUCAUAUUCCUACCGCAUACACGCCGCCGUCAUCAUCCGCCGUGUGUGCCCUCUCCUCAUGGGCGGUGACUUGGACCCCGACGAGCUGGAGGCUGGAGACCAAGCCAUAGCCACUUGGAACCUCGACUCGCCCAAGGCAUCCUGCGACACGAGCGGAGAAGUCGACCACAUGCUGCUGCAGGCCCAUCUCCUCGUACAAGUCGCAACCCUUUUCCUGCAUGUCCCGCGCACCAACCUGCCCCUAUCCGCACCUCGCGCCAUGGACGUGACGUGCCUGGGAGGCGGCAACCAAGGAACAGAGACAUGUGGCCUGCACAUCAUCAAGUCGGUCGCGGCCUCGAAAGGGAUCUGCAACCUUGCGACGAUCCCAUGGCUCCAGGAAAGUCACACGCCGUUGCUCCUGUGCGGCUUUGUCCUGGGGUGCGCCGUGCAACUUGCCGUCGCCUCAAGCCGCUCCGGUACAAUCAGCCCAAAGCAGACACAGCAGUGCCGCCAAAGAGUUGUGUUGAUGCUGAGCGCGCUGAAAUUCCUGGGAGGGACCUGGCCGCUGGCCCAGGAUGCAAUGCUCCGGUUUCAGCCGAUUGCUCAUGCGGUUUUCAGCCCGCUGACCACGAGACACGAUGAGCCCGACAGACCAACCGACAAUUGUAUCACCGUCGAAGGAAGAGGGUCCGACAUUGGACAACAAGCCAGUCGCGGAGACUCUGCCCAAAUCACUGGGCUCACAGGCGAAGAUUACCCUUGUAAUAUCGACUGGCUCGACUUUUUUGCGUCCGUCGACGUGGAUGAUACUCUGCUUCAGCGCACUUCCGUAUCGUAA